UUUUUUAUUUGUGAUAUAAUGGAAGAAGAUUUGAAGAAAAUUGGAAAAAAUUUUGAUGUCAUUGAAGAUAAUAUUGAAAAAGCGAAAAAUAAUAUUGAAAUUUUUCUUGAAGAUCUUCCGAAAUUAAUUCUCGACCCGGUGUUGAAUGAACAUAUUGACACUUUGAGAUUGAGGUUUUAUCAGAUGGUUCAAACUAAUAAUUCAUUAAUUGACACUUUUCUUCAGAGAUUAAAAGAAACUGAAGAUAAGCUUGCAAAAAUGGAAGCAAGCUACGGAGACCUGUUCUUGAAGCAUCAAAAAGAGCAGCAAACAAUAGCGCAAUUUGAAGAAGAAGUAACUAAGCUGGUGGCGCAGACUGACGAGCAGAGUAAAUAUUGCACUGAGCUCGGGGCUACUGCAUUUUCUUUGCUAUGGACGACCUCCAAGUAUCCGCAGAAUCUUAAUUGCUGGUUGACUGACAGACAAGACAAAGUUGCAAAAGCAAUAUCAAUAGCAAACACAACAUUCUCAUCAUACAUCGAAACAUUUUCUCCGAAUUACCCACCAUUAAAAAACGACAUUACCGAAUUCGCAAUGUCGGUCCUUGGAUUAAUCGCUAAUUUGACGUCAAUUGGAGAAGGCCGGCAAUUUCUCUUAAAAUUAUCCGACGGUAGAGAUUUAAUUAACCAGCUGAUCCAAGCAAUUCCAUCAUUAGUCGGCGAAAUCGGGCAAUCUGUAGUCCAGUUGAUUCUGCUGAUCCUGUACAACGUGAGUCUAAACAGGGAAGGACUAGCUUAUCUACUAGAGUUGAAGGUCUACGAGAACGUUGUAAAGUUUUUUGAUGACUGCUUCCCUCAAGAAGUCAGAGAAAAAGCUCUGAGGAUUAUUCAGUCGCUAACUUAUGAACUUCUUAAUUAUCGCGUACUUGAAAGCCUCGUCAAGACUCUUCCUAUGGGUAAAUUGUCUGACUUGGCUGCGGGUACUGACAAUCUUGCUGUAAUUGCACAAAGUAUUGUUAUUAAUAUUAAUAAUAGUCGGGCUGCUGGUGAUACUUGUAGUUAUGUUUCUUCUUCUGAUCGGACCACUGUAACUAUAUUAUUUUACGAGGUUUAUGUGGAUGUUCGAGUGGAAGAAAAUACAAUUUUUGAAAAGGCUGGAGGAAUUUUGUAUAGUACCGGCAUCGCUGGCUGA
Molecule: messenger RNA, 1170 nt
Organism: Cotesia congregata
Lineage: Eukaryota; Metazoa; Arthropoda; Insecta; Hymenoptera; Braconidae
Source: the annotation of a GenBank genome assembly